Linum trigynum is the source of this 2371-nucleotide messenger RNA. The record is from the annotation of a GenBank genome assembly. NCBI's taxonomy places the organism in Eukaryota, Viridiplantae, Streptophyta, Magnoliopsida, Malpighiales, Linaceae.
CUCCACAUGUAAGAGAACUCGAAAUGCUAAUACUAGCAUGCUGUUGAGGAGGGUUUAGGUUUCAGAUGAAGUGCUACACCGAUCUUCGAAGUGAGCUGAACUUAUUUUUGUAGGAUAUCACAAUCUAAUCAAGAUCCUUGAAUUUCCCCAAAUCUAUGUACGAGUAAAAGUACAUUUCUCCAUGUUCAUCAUGUAAACCUCUUAAUAAGUGACCCUAAUGUCCCUCCGACAAUAAUAACCCCUGAAUCUCGUAGGAACGAGCCAUUAGAAUUCACAAUUAUCCACUCUAUCAAGGCUGAUUUUCACCCUACGACCACGCCUCGACGCAAUCCCUUCCACCCAAUAAAAUGAUUUGUCCACUACUUUACUACUUUCUGCAAUGACCUAGGAAAUUAAAUGGUGGCAUCUAUGGCCUUCAAAAAAAAAAAAAAAUUGGUAAGAACCUUCAAAAUUAUUUGAAGAUGAAUACACCAAGCAUAUGAACUAGAAUAAAAAUGGGCUCAAUAUAAAUUUCAAGCCCGCGAGAGACAUAGCCAAAAGCCCAAUACUCACCGGACAGCGCGCAGAAAAAAGCGCCAAGUUUUUCCCGCCCAAGACGCCAGUCGCCGGCGAUUAGAAAUCAGAGAAGAAGAAAAGGAGGAGGAAAAGGGGGAAAAUAUUGAGCGCCUCCGAUCUUCCGACGAAAAUAUUUCAAGAUCCUGCAAAAUCCAACGGCCGGGAAGUCCGCGACGCCCGCACAACGAGGUAAGGCUUCACCGCCUCUGUACACUACUUUGAAAAAUAAGUAAGCUGCCAAAAGAGAGAAACAGAAAGCAAGAAAGACGUUUCACUUGAGCUGGCUCUGUUUCUGACACAGUGACACUCUGCAGCCUCGCCACUCCGCCACUCUCUACCGUUUCCUGCCAUCUAUUUAAUCACAAACGAAGGAGAAGGAGAGGAAAUAAGAAGAAAUCGACUCUCUCUCUCUCUCUCUCUCUCCCAAUUUCGGAUAUCCCGAGGGAGAAAAAAGAAAGAAAACAAGGCGUUCCCCUGCAGAAAUGGCGAAGUCGCCGGAAACAGAGCACCCACAGAGGGCAUUUGGCUGGGCCGCCAGAGACCCCUCCGGCGUCCUCUCUCCCUUCAAUUUCUCCCGCAGGGAAAAUGGAGAUGAAGAUGUGACCAUAAAGAUCCAUUUCUGUGGGAUCUGCCACUCUGACUUGCACUCCAUCAAGAACGAAUGGGGCAUUGCUCGUUACCCCAUAGUUCCAGGGCACGAGAUCGUCGGGAUUGUAACGAAAUCUGGCACGAACGUCUCGAAGUUCAAAGAGGGCGACCGAGUAGGAGUAGGAGUGAUGGUGGGAUCGUGCAGGUCAUGCGACUACUGCAACCAGCAAUUGGAGAACUACUGCCCAAAAAUGACAUUCACCUACGGCUCCAUCGACCGUGACGGAACUCCAACUUACGGCGGAUACUCCGACAUCAUCGUCGUCGAUCAGCACUUUGUUGUCCGAUUCCCCGACUCCAUGCCGUUCGAUGCUGGCGCGCCUCUGCUCUGUGCCGGAGUGACGGUGUAUAGUCCGAUGAAGUACUAUGGAAUGGCGGAUGAGCCUGCAGGGAAGCACCUGGGAGUUGUUGGGCUUGGUGGGCUGGGCCAUGUCGCUGUGAAGAUUGGGAAAGCAUUUGGGUUGAAGGUGACGGUGAUUAGCCAUUCGCCGGGGAAGGAGGGUGAGGCUGUCGGGAGGUUGGGUGCUGAUGGAUUCCUCGUCAGCAGUGAUCCUCUCCAAAUCAAGGCCGCUUCGGGUAGUAUGGAUUACAUAAUCGAUACAGUCUCAGCUGUUCAUGCGCUGACACCACUCUUGGCCCUUCUAAAGACUAAUGGCAAGCUGAUCACUCUGGGUCUGCCUGACAAGCCUCUCGAGCUCCCCAUCGCCCCUCUAGUUCUAGGUCGAAAGCUGGUGGGAGGGAGCGACAUAGGAGGGAUGAAGGAGACGCAGGAGAUGCUCGACUUCUGCGCUAAGCACAACAUCACAGCGGAUGUCGAGGUGAUUCCCAUGGAUCAAGUCAAUGUCGCCAUGGCGAGGCUUGCUAAGUCGGAUGUCAGAUACCGAUUUGUGAUCGACGUCGCCAACUAUUUAUCGAAAUAACUCAAUCGUUGUUCAAAAGUUACGAUGAAACGAGAACCCUUUUGGUGGUGAAGCUAGCCAACUCUCUUUAAACUAAUAAGGCUUUUCCUUUUAGCUUGUUCUUGUGCUUUGAAUGUGUUGGAUAUUUGGAUUCAUAUAUGAAUAUGAAGAAGUUUUAUGGAUGGAUUUGGUUUCAUUAUUGAAAACCUUUUGGAAUGGCCACCAUGGCUGAUCACAUCAGUUAGCUUUAAUUAAGAAUUGAACAUUAA